Messenger RNA from Mytilus californianus (California mussel), 1540 nucleotides. Its product is annotated as cilia- and flagella-associated protein 20. The transcript has 5 exons. Lineage: Eukaryota; Metazoa; Mollusca; Bivalvia; Mytilida; Mytilidae. Bases 143 to 730 code for a protein of 195 amino acids. Gene Ontology annotation, biological process: positive regulation of cell motility; cilium assembly; regulation of cilium beat frequency involved in ciliary motility. Gene Ontology annotation, cellular component: motile cilium; ciliary basal body. The record is from RefSeq and is a predicted model, not a curated record.
ACCCUUGACAACUUGUCUAACUUAAACGACACACAACUGAACCUUCACUUGACAACUGUUCACCAUCGGAGAAGGAGCGUAUUAGUGUAUUGUCCAGGAGGACUAAGAACUUAGAAAAUUUUCACUACUAUAGACAAUAACAAUGUUCAAGAACACAUUUCAGAGUGGGUUCUUAUCCAUACUUUACAGUAUUGGAAGUAAACCGUUACAAAUUUGGGACAAAAAGGUUAGAAAUGGUCAUAUUAAACGUAUAACAGACAACGAUAUCCAGUCCUUAGUUUUAGAAAUUGUUGGUACAAAUGUCAGCACAACAUAUAUCACAUGUCCAGCAGACCCAAAGAAAACGUUAGGAAUUAAACUUCCAUUCUUAGUUAUGAUCAUCAAGAACUUAAAGAAAUAUUUCACAUUUGAAGUACAGGUCUUAGAUGACAAAAAUGUGAGACGAAGAUUCAGAGCUAGUAACUACCAAAGUACAACACGUGUAAAACCAUUUAUAUGUACUAUGCCAAUGAGGUUAGAUGAUGGAUGGAAUCAAAUUCAAUUCAACUUGUCAGAUUUCACAAGGAGAGCUUAUGGUACAAAUUACAUUGAAACACUUAGAGUACAGAUUCAUGCCAAUUGUCGAAUUCGUAGAGUUUACUUCUCAGACAGACUAUAUUCAGAAGAUGAAUUACCUGCAGAAUUUAAAUUAUACCUUCCGGUGCAAAAUAAAGGAGGCGUGAAAGCAUAACAAAAUGACUAAUUAGACAGUGUAUAUAAAUUAUACAAAAAAAAUGUUCAAAUGCUACUCAAGAACCGAAGGUGAAUUAUUGCGAGAAUGUUGGAUAUUAAGAGAUGCUGCCUGUUUUUACAAAUGUCUUGCAAAAAUGUUGUACGAGAGACCAAUCAAACAUGGCUGAUUCCUGCCUAGAGUCUCGUUGAAUAUGCCAUGAUCAUAUACGAAACAAAGUGUUCAUUUUAAAUUUUCAUUGAUGUCAUAUUUCAUUUAUCUCUUGUUGCAUGAACAGUUAUUUUCAUAUUUAUAGGAAGACUCGGUGCAAUUAUACAGCCAGAUUUAAAAAUUGUUUAUUAAUUUUGCAUAAAUGAUUUGAUAUUAUUGUCUUUCUGGAACAAAAGGAUAUUUAGUGCUUUAAAAUCAAUGUUUUCAAAUUUUAUACCUGUGUUUAUAUUUCACACAUAUUGUACUUAUGGAUAUGCAGAUAAUAAUUUAAGGUUUAAAUUUGGUUGUAUUUGCCUGUAGAUCUCCAUAUCUCCCGUAAUCUCAGGAUAUUUUUAAAACACAAAUUGCAUCUAGCAUUUGAAUAGAAUACAAAAUAAAGAAGAUUUAAUUCCAUUUUAAGUUGGGAUUUAUUGCAAUAUUUUAUUUUAUAUAUAUUUCGAAGUUGUCUUUUCCCGACUUGUUUUGUUAGUGGAUAAAUUUUCAAAUUUUUUCCUGUUAUUGUCUUUGUUAAACAAUGUUCUUGCAUUUUAAAAAAAUAUUUGUACAUAACUUCCAUAGCAAAAAAUAAAUGUAUAUUAAAAAUUAGCAGAUGAACAGAUA